UCAGACUACAGUCUAUGGUCAAUGUCGUAGAUACACAUCACGAUAUUGGAGAAAAAGUUCGAAAUUUUUAAUUUUAUGCAGUCAAAAAUAGCACAGGAAGCAAUACAGAAGUUUGUUUUUAGUACAUAAACAAAUAUGGCAUUAACAGUGGACAAAUUGAUAAACGAAGAAAGAUUUAGCGGUGACAAUGCCAUCCAGUUCCUUCUAUACCUGCCUUUUGGUGUAUGCCUGUUGGUGUUCAGAAUAUUCUUGGCUUUGAUACUAUGGGUGGCAUCAAUAAUACUGCCAAAUAAGUCAGCAGUCAGGCAAAUGUUAUCAACGCUGGCCUGUUGGACAUUUGGUGUGUAUGUAAAAGUAAAGGGUACUCGCGACCCCCGUUGUAGUGUGAUGGUGGCCAACUACGUGUCGUGUUUGGACUCCCUCGCCGCUUCCCAUGUGCUUGGUACCAUAAGCCUCAGAAAAUGGAAAGUGCCACCGUUUUUUGCCUCAACUCUUGGCAUAAGGAACGCAGCACAGUUUGUUAGAAAGCAACACUUUGCUGAGUGUCCCAGCAAGCCAGUGCUGUUACAGCCAGAGGGUGGGCCCACCAAUGGUAGAGGACUCCUCAAGUUCACUGACUGGCCCUUCCCAGUCGGGAAUAGGGUGCAACCUGUAGCUAUAAGGGUAGACCGUAUGUUCACGAACGUGUCAGUCCACCGGGCCGGGCCCAGCGGCCAGUUCCCGUGGUCGGACGCGCUGUGGUUCCUGGCGAGCCCCGUCACGGUGUUCACGCUGCGCCUGCUGCCGCCGCUGCGGGACACGGACGACGACGGGGACAUGCCAGAACUCGCCAGGAACGCCAUCGCUGAUGCUUUACAGGUUGAAAAGACAGACUUCAAAUACGAAGAGUUGCGUAUAGUCCGUCGCCGGCCGCGUCCGACGCGCGCGGCGGGGCCUGAGGGGAGCGAGGCCGCGCGCCUGGCGCAGCAGGUCAAGGAAGUGUUGCCCGCCGUGCCCAUGAGGGACAUACUCAGGGACCUGGCAUCAACUCGCAGCGUGGACGUGACGAUAACGAACUUCCUGGAGGGCGUGACCCCGUACACUCCGGAAGCCGCCCCGCGACCCUCGCCCUCCACGUCGUCCCCAGCCCCACGCUACGUGGUGCCCGUCCCCACCGGCAGCUUCCCCAAGAGCGCCAAGGAACGACAGCUCAGCUUCCAAGAACGAAAAGCUCAAAUGAUAGCCGAAGCAAGAAAGAGGUACAUUGAGAAACACGGCCUCAAUGUAGCCCUCAAUAACUGUUGAACUUAAACACGGGUAAUUUGGUUGUUUAUGUUGCUAUUUAACAAAGGUCGAACAAUAGCAGGUCUAUAGUUCGUCGGCCACCGGUGACCUACGGACUGAACAUAAAUUCUUUGUCGGUCAUCGGUGACACACGAACUGAAGGUCUAACGUUCGUCGGUCACCAGCGACGACCUACGCGGCGCUCAAAGGCUUCACAUAUUUGGCUAAUCUUUAACGUGUUUAUCAAACUUUGUGCGGAUAAAAGUGCUUUAUAUACAUUUUGUGCUAUAAGUGCUUAAAAAAAUACUAAGCGUUAAAAAGUGCUUUAAAAAUAAUACGUUUAAGGUUAACCUUUCGAUCGCUAAUAAAGAUCUCGAGCCGCGAAUCUGACAACUUUACUAGUAAUCGUAAAAAUUUACUAAAAUCCCGUCUAAGUAAUAAUGAAUUAAUUCAUUGACUAAUAAUGUGUCAAAUGGUUAUCAACCUUAAUGAUACGUAUAAUAUUUUGAAAAUUAAAAUUUUAUUGACACCAAUUUAAAUAUAAAAUGAUAUAUUUUUGUAGAAAGUUAAACGCACAUAGUACAUAAGGUUCAAGAGAUUACAUUUGUCUUAAAAAGGCUUUGUUAUAGUUCUAGUCUCGGUUUAGUCAUUGACUAACAUACGUCCAAUUACGUCUUUUCAGAAUACCUGAAUGAAUAAACGCUUCAAAUGUUCUUAAUGUAUUUUGAGAAGGCCUGUUAUAUUAUGGAUUUAAAUGAUUUAAAAAGAUGAUUGAACCAUCCGUAUUUAGAUAAAUAUGUUGGUCCCUUUGCUAUUUUAACUUAGCGAGCACUUGAAAAUAAAAAUCAUAUAGAAUAUGUAAAUACGGCCAAAAAGUACUUGCUACAAAGCAGUCGUCGAAGAAAUGAUUAAAAAGAUGAUUAAUAAGAAAAAGAAAGAAUUUACUGUUGUAAUUCUGAACUAUUAAACUGUGAUCUCCAUAGCAUAAACAACUGAAUUACCCACAGACAAGGUCACGAAUCAAUGGGAUUAGUAAGUUAGUUAGUGCCUAAAUGUUCAUUACAUAGUUGAGUUAAUUUUAACUGUACAUCUACAUUACAUUUUAUAAGUUUAAUAAAAUAAACAAUAGAUUUAAAUAUAUAUAUAGUAAAUAUUACGCGGAUUAUUUGUAAUGUAGAUGUGUUCGAGUCCUUCCAUUGUGACGGCGUACUUGUUAGUUGUAUAGUUAAAUAAACGAUGGUCGCAAUAAUCAUUAUUUUGAAUAAACACAAUAAUUGUUUCGAUAUAAUUUUUAUAUUUUUUGUGAUUAAACAUUCAACGUUGGAUUUUUUUCUUUUCUUUCUAUGGCAACACUGUAACAUCGUUCAUUUUCCGCCUUGAAUAUGUUUUAGUUACUAACACAACGCAACAAAUAUCUUUUAUAUUUUGGGGGUAGUUUAUAACAUUUAAGACAGUCUUAUUCCAUUCAUAUUUUGACGCGUUUUGGUUACUUCUUUAAAACAGGUCGCCCUCUUAAACGCAAUAAAUAUGUGACCUUAAAAACCAGUAAUUUUUAAUACUUAACAAAAUGUGUUCACUAUUUAGCAAUACAUAUUACUUUGGGCGGGGCAAUCAUGGUGACUAUAAUAUAUAUAAUUCUCUCAUAUUGUGGAGCUGGCCAAAUCAUUAGACAUUUCGAUUAAGUAUUUUCUUAAAACAUUUUAACCCAGUGGCUUAUACAGUGGUUAAUAAAUUCGUUGACGGUAAAAUGUUCUGCACGCUAAGGUUCAAAAAGUAACUUGUACGAAAAAUAUACUUCUCUUAAUGUCUAGAUUUUAAUAAACUUAGCAAUAAUAUUAAAAAUUUCAAUUGUAAUUUCUUUCGUAACAUCAUUUUAAGACAAAUUAUUAAAUUUAUAUUUUAAAAUCAACUAUUUUGAAAGAAUUGCUUAAUCACUCAAGUUUUAGGAAUUGAAAAUUAGUGAAAUUAAUAAUUAAAUCAAAGAUUCUUUAAUCUAUUUAUUUAUUAUGUAUAAUAAUUUUAAAUAAUGUAUGUCUUUAUAAAAUCACGCCUGAAUGUAAGUUCAAAAUAUACAGAACUGAUUCGAAUUGUGUUCUUGAUGUUAGAUAAUAAAACAGUUUUAGAAAUAAAUGCUAGUUGGUUAAAAACGGUUUAUAAUCAUUUUUAUUGACAAUAGUGGGACCUCUACAAUGGUAGUAGGUACUAUAGAGUGGCGCCCUGUACUCGCUCAAUCUCGAUCACGAUCCGCGAUCAAAAUCCAUGAUUGAUAUUAAGAUUGAGUGUGUACGGGGCGCCAAUGAUUACGCGAAUUAUAGCACUUAUUGUAUGUAUUUUAUUUUUCAUAUUUAAGGAGAUGUUAUUGGAUUCCUAGUAAUUAUAACACUUACUUAAUUUAAUUCUUUCCUUGCCUUUGAUUACUCUUAAUUUAAUUUAUGAAUACUUGAUUGUUUGAAAAAUCGAAGAAUUUGAGCACAUCACCAAAGGGCAGUCGGAAAUAACAUUUAGCGCCGCUGCAGUGCCUAGUACUCUGGCAACAAAAAGAUAAGUUACCUAUUUUUUUUCUACCAAACUGUUAUAAUAUAUUUUAUAAAUGCUUUGUAAAAUUUUAUCUUAUCUCAUCCUUUUUAUCGUUUCUUAGUUAAAAGUGACUAGUUGUAGUUAAUUUGCAUAGAAAUUUGGGUUCCUAAAUGAACUGUCAUUUACAUCACCAUUUGUUUUCUCCUUAAACUCUUUUGGCGCUCCGUACACGUUCAAUCUCGAUCGAAAUCCGAAAACAAAAUCAAUGAUUGCGAUUUGGAUCAAUUGUGAAUAAAGUCAAUUAUUGCGAGUGCGUGAGCAACCUGUAAAUUGAUCGUAGAUCGCGAUCAAGAUUGAUUGUGAAGCAAGCGCAUGCGAAAUAGACGACGGUAUACUGACGGUCAAUCUAUUUCGGUUGAUUAUUCUUGUGAUCGUAGAUCGCAAAUGAGAUUGAGCUUGUACGAGGCGCCUUUACUUACUUUUUAAACAAAUAGUUAUCAUGUAGCAAAUUAUAUUUACAUUUUGUGAAGUUAACGCAUUGAGAAUUGUUUAUCUUAAUUGUUCAUAAGCUUAGUUUGUAUAGACUGCCUCACGGCUCCCUUAGAUAUAGUUUUGAAUAUUAAGUUUGUGAUUAAAUGAAGACGAUGAUUAUUGAAUAAAGUUUUGUUUCAAAAA
This is a messenger RNA of Trichoplusia ni (cabbage looper), 4455 nucleotides long. Its product is annotated as ancient ubiquitous protein 1-like. The record is from RefSeq and is a predicted model, not a curated record. The transcript is spliced from 8 exons. NCBI's taxonomy places the organism in Eukaryota, Metazoa, Arthropoda, Insecta, Lepidoptera, Noctuidae. Gene Ontology annotation, cellular component: membrane. Gene Ontology annotation, molecular function: ubiquitin binding. Bases 136 to 1284 code for a protein of 382 amino acids.